Molecule: messenger RNA, 1987 nt
Organism: Purpureocillium takamizusanense
Lineage: Eukaryota; Fungi; Ascomycota; Sordariomycetes; Hypocreales; Ophiocordycipitaceae
Gene: ale1
Product: Lysophospholipid acyltransferase
Exons: 5
Coding region: 235-1854 (539 amino acids)
Biological process (GO): lipid modification; glycerophospholipid biosynthetic process
Cellular component (GO): membrane; endoplasmic reticulum
Molecular function (GO): 1-acylglycerol-3-phosphate O-acyltransferase activity; 1-acylglycerophosphocholine O-acyltransferase activity
Source: RefSeq, a predicted model, not a curated record
UGGUUGAGCAGCCAGAGACGGUCGGUCUGAUAUAUAAUUUCCCCCGAGUCGCAAAGCUCAACCUGCUCGCUGGACCCCCCCCCCCCCUUCUUUUCCUUACACCUCACCCGAGAUACGGCUCAGUAUGCGUUAGGCGGGCUUGCCAUUGAGUGCUCCGUGGCGUUUCCAUGUGUAAUCACGACUUUCAAUAAACAACGUACUCGGUCUCCCACUAACCACUGCACUGCCGUCGCAAUGCUGCAACAUCUACACUGGCCCUUCGAGGCACUCGCUGCCAGCGCUGGUGCCUCACCAGAUGAAUUGAAGAUAAUUUUCUCCUUUCUCCUAUCAUAUCCGCUUGCCGGGCUCUUGAAGCGAGUCCCGGACACGAAACCCCUGCGCAAAAACCUGUUCAUCAUUUGCACCUCCGUCUUUUAUCUCGUCGGCCUCUUCGACCUGUGGAGUGGCCUCUUCACGCUGUGUCUGACCGCUACCGGCACUUAUUGCAUCGCAAAAUACCUUCGCAGGAGCCCGUACAUGCCAUGGAUCGGCUUUUUCUUCGUAAUGGGCCACAUGUCAAUCAGUCAUAUACAUCGCCAAGCCGUUGACAAGCCUUCCUCAGUCGAUAUCACCGGUGCUCAGAUGGUGCUCGUCAUGAAGCUGAGCGCCUUCUGUUGGAACGUUGCCGAUGGCCAGUUGCCACCCGACAAGCUCUCCGAUCUGCAACGGGACCGGGCCCUGCCGCACCUCCCGUCUGCUCUCGAUUUUGCUGCGUAUGUCCUCUUCUUCCCGGGCUUGCUUGCUGGCCCGGCAUUUGACUACGCCGAAUACCGCCGGUGGAUAGACACGUCCAUGUUUGACGUUCCUGCGGACAUCGACCCGGCCAAGAAGCCCCCGGUGAGGAAAAAGCGCAAGAUCCCGCGCAGCGGCACCCCAGCCGCCUUCAAGGCCGCCAGAGGCCUGACCUGGAUCGGCCUGUUUGUGGCCCUAUCCGGCCGCUUUGGCCACGAGCAGCUUAUCGCCAACUCUUUCAUGCGCCACGGCCUUCUUCACCGCAUUUGGAUCAUGUACAUGGUCAACUUGGUGACGCGACUCAAGUACUACGGCGUGUGGACGCUGACGGAGGGCUCUUGCAUACUCGCCGGGUUGGGAUACAAUGGCGUGGACCCCGUCACUGGCAAGGUGUCGUGGAACCGUCUGCAAAACGUAGACCCCUGGAUGGUAGAGACCGCCCAGAACCCGAGGAGCUACCUCGCCGGGUGGAACAUAAACACAAACAACUGGCUGCGCAACUAUGUUUACCUGCGCGUGACGCCGAGGGGCAAGAAACCCGGAUUCCGCGCCAGCAUGACAACUUUUAUUACUAGCGCCUUUUGGCACGGCUUCUACCCUGGCUACUACAUGACAUUUGUUCUCGCAAGUUUGAUACAGACGGCUGCGAAGAACUUUCGUCGGCUAGUGCGCCCAUUCUUUCUCGAUCCCGUCACUGGUGACCCCGGGCCGAACAAGAAGUACUAUGAUGCCGUUAGCUUCGUGGUCACCCAACUGACAUUCUCUUUCGCCACGACUCCGUUCCUAGUUCUCAGCUUCGGUGGCUCGAUGUUGGCAUGGAGUCGUGUGUAUUUUUACGGCUUCGCUUGGACCAUCAUAUCAUUGGUUUUCUUCGCCUCUUCCGGCAAGGCGAAGCUACGCGGACUUCUCGAGAAGAGGCAGGGCAAAGCCAGCACCAAACUAGUGAGGUCCAUCAGCACCGAAAGCCUCACCGGCAAGGAUCCGAUCCUGGGAAUUUCCAAGGACCCCGAGCGCGAUGUGAACGAAGCCGUUGAAGAAAUUAGGGCUGAAGUCGAAGCUCGUCAAAGAAAGAAGACAACUUAGAGGCGAGAGCCCAGAUGUGAUGACGCAGGAUAGCCCGUGCACCACGUUGUCGUGCGUAUACGAGAUAGGAUGGAUGUGCACGUUCGGAGUCACCUUCAACUACUUUGCCAUAGUGAAUUUAUUACAACGUGAA